Molecule: messenger RNA, 3198 nt
Organism: Oreochromis niloticus (Nile tilapia)
Lineage: Eukaryota; Metazoa; Chordata; Actinopteri; Cichliformes; Cichlidae
Product: NXPE family member 3
Exons: 6
Coding region: 204-1889 (561 amino acids)
Source: RefSeq, a predicted model, not a curated record
CACAGACAAGCUGAUGAUUGAUUGGGGACGACAUCAGUGGGCAGAAGAGACCGCACGUUGCUCCCUAACAGAGAGAAUAACUCUCUGUAGCUGCAGCUUAUUUCGAGACAUUUAUGCCUUAAAAAAUUGCCUGUUUAAACAUUUCUGAGGGACCAAACCGAGAGGAUUUUUACCGUUUCAUCGUUAUCAUUACAUUUGCCAGGAUGAUAUCUGCCGUUUCCCUGUUAUUUCAUCUCUUCAUUCAGUUUGAAAUGUUUCAGAAGAAAAUAAACACCACCUACAUCAUCCCCUACCCAAGAGCUGCCAUUGUAACUCAACCUGUUGACAUACAUCACAACUUCUGCAAGUUAAAACCACUGUCCCCUGAGGAGACUCUUGAAGAACAACUUCUGCUAGAGUCCAUUGCUUGGCCUGAAACCCCAUCUUUACCAUCACCUCUUUUUAUGAACAGCAGCAGUGAUCCAGCCCACAGCACCUUCACCAUUCUCCCCAGGAAGAGAGAGGGACAGUGGCAAAUAGGGGAUAAACUGGAGGCCCUGAUCAAAAUACAUGACUUGAUGGGCCGUCCAAAGAAGUAUGGGGGAGACGUCUUACUUGCCCGGCUGCACAACCCCACCCUUGGUGCUGGUGUUGCAGGACAAGUGGUGGAUCAUCUCAAUGGUUCCUACUCUGCUGUAUUCUCUUUACUCUGGGAAGGAAGUGCAGAGGUUGAGGUGACACUGGUUCAUCCCAGUGAGGCAGUCACAGAGCUGCGCAGGGUGAACAUAGAAGAACCCGACAGGAUCUACUUCAAGAGUCAGUUCCGCUCGAGCUUGCUCACUAGAACAACCACCUGCAACGUAUGUUUACGUCCAACCGAACCUGUGUGCAACUACACAGAUUUACGUACAGGUGAGCCAUGGUUCUGCUAUAAGCCAGCAAAUAUGAGUUGUGACACCAGGACCAGCAACUACAAUGGAGGUUCUAAAGCAAGCCUGACAACCAUGGAGAAGCUUUUUCAGAGCGGCGUAAACAUGAAAGUCUCCAUUCCAGCUUCAGGACCUGCCAAUGUCACUGUUUUUCCAAAACAGAAAGGUCAGUUAGAGGUGAACAGCAGCAGUGUGGAGUCUGAACCCUCUGGCUAUUACUACCAGGGUGUGUGGCGAGCACUAGGUGGGACCACCGUUCAUCAGUUCAACACUUCCUCAGCCAUCACUCAGUGUCUGAAAGGAAAGCAGGUCUAUAUGUAUGGAGACUCCACAAUGAGGCAGUGGUUUGAGUACCUUAAUGCAGCACUGCCAGAUCUAAAGGAGUUUAACCUUCAUAGCCACAAAUCAAUCGGACCUUUAAUGGCCCUGGACUAUACAAAUAACAUCUUUGUGAUGUUCCGCGCCCACGGUCCUCCUAUACGUACUGUCAGUGUCCCAUCCAUGGAGCUGCAUUAUAUUGCCAAUGAGCUGGACAAUGUGGUUGGAGGCAGUAACACUGUAGUAGUUUUUGGCAUCUGGGCACACUUUGACACUUUCCCUAUUGGGUUCUACAUCCGUCGACUGAUGUCCAUCCGCAGUGCAGUGGUACGGCUACUGUCCAGGGCUCCAGGCACAGUGGUUGUCAUUCGGACUGGAAACCCCAAACCUUAUACAACAAUUCUUGGUGCAUUUGUCCACAGCGACUGGUACACUUUUCAGCGGCUAAAGGCACUCAAGGCUAUAUUCAAAGGAUUGAAUGUCCAUCUGGUGGAUGCCUGGGAGAUGGUUCUGGCCCACCACCUGCCACACAGCAUGCACCCAGAACCUCCAGUUAUCAAGAACAUGAUUAAUGUUCUGUUGUCAUACAUAUGUCCUCCAAAGGGCGGAUUCACUAGUCUGGCCGACCUCUUCAUUUUAGGUUUGACAGCGUUUAGUGGGUAAAGGUGAAUGCAAGGACAUGAAUUGAGCUGCGGUUUGGGGAAUGCCUCGAAGUGGUUUGGCGAUGACUCCCGGGCCUGGCAGAUCCCCAUGCACUGAAUAAGUGUGAAGAAGUUAAAGAAUUGAGAACACGGAGGGAGGGUGAGGCACGUAAACAAGAAUGAACAGCUUGCAGAACUGGGGGAUCAGAUGACAACCGUAAGGAGCGUGUUUGGAGGCGUGGUCCCACUCCUGAAAUUCUGAUAGAUAAUCUCCAAUAGAUGUGUUUCAGGACUCCAUUUAUAAACAUAUUCAAUUCUCAUCUAAUCUAUCUUCUUCACUCUUCACAGUGCAGUUUAUGAAGACAUUACUCCAGUUUUCAUAUUUCCACUGUGAUGUCAACUGUUGCAUUCUCUUAGACUUCAAUUGGGGCUUUUUUAUUAGUGCUUUCAUACUUACAAUUCAACAAUUCUGUUAUCCCUUUUAUAUUUUCUGUUUCUUUCAAUAUUCAUAAUAUUAAAUCAAAAUCGAUUUUAAAAAGCCAGUUUCAAAAACAUAAAAUAGUAACAUGAGGGGGUAAAAAUGAAAAACAACCAGCAAAACUGACAUGUUCCAGUGUGUUCCUAAGAUGGGAAGAACCUGAAAUAUUAUGCUGUCUCUAAAUGUGAUUUCAUGUAAUUAUGUGUUUCCAUCGUGCAGGUCAACCAAUUAGAUCACUCAGAUUUGGUGCUUCACUGAAGAUUCAACCCAUUAUUUUCCUUUUAAUAGGCCUAGUUGUCAGUGUGGAGAGAGGCCGGUAAGGAAGCAGACCAAAGUUAUCCUCCAAAUCUGUGUCAAGAUGGCUUACGUCCAUCCAGCUGGUUAUUAUGGUUGACUGCCAGCCCUGAAUUUGUUUCUUGAUUUUGCAAAAUUUUGUAAUUCUGUGUCUGAGAAUGCCUCACACACUUUCCACAUUGCAGUCUGUUUGGAAACCAAAGUGUUUUUUUUCCUAUUCACUGAACUUAGCUGGAGUGAACUGGUGAUUACUAAAGAAAAUUAUUUUUUUCUAAAUAAACUGAAGGAUCUCAGACAUGAUUUGUUGAGACUUGACUCGAGUGUGAAGUAGUUUUUCCUUUCUUCUUGCAUUGUGCUUGCUAAUUUGUGUCUGAAAGGUGUUUGGAAAAUGUCACGUGGCUAUGUGGUGCAUGAAAUAUUUGGAGAGGUUGUCCUGAGUUGAUUAUCUUUUUUAAAAUCAUUUUCAUAAUAUACAGAUAGAUACUGAUUAUUGUUACAUUAGCUUGCCAAAUAUGUUCAGAAGUGAAGUUAAAUAAAUAAAACUGCUUUGAAAAAAAAA